AUGGCUCAGCCUUCUACACCCGACGGUACAUCCUAUUCCAUCUUUGGUUCUGUCUCUACUCCUACCCAAACCAAUCAACUUUCCGGAGGUCCUCCUACUACUCCAGGUCCUGCUCCUUCAAGCAAUACUUUCUUAAUGCCGAAUUCACCUGUGAAGAAUAGACUGGGUAUGGAUGGGUACAGGCCAAAGGUUACAAGAACUCUUGGUCAGCGCCCAGCCUGCCUUGUCAAUGCCUCUGUGACAUAUUGCGGAAACAAUCAGAUUUAUGCCUUUGGUGGUUUUGAUCAGUACACCGACGAGGUCUACAAUCAUGUUUUGAGACUUGAUCUGGUUAGUCACCAGUGGAAUUUGGUUGACAACUAUGGUGAUAUUCCAGGUGUACGAAUGGGUCAUACUGCUACACUUUACCAAGGCGAUAAAUUACUCAUAUUUGGUGGUGAAAAUGAACACCGUACCUACCUCUCCGAUCUCAUCAUCUUCGACCUCAAGACCGCACAUUGGACACAACCAACUGUAUCAGGGCCUAUACCGAAAGGAAGAGCAAGACAUGCUGCCGUUUUGCACGAGGAUAAACUGUUCAUUAUUGGUGGUAUUACCGGUCACAAUAACUACGUCUUGGAUGAUAUAUGCUACCUCGACUUGAAAACUUUCACCUGGUCUCGGGCAUGGCGGUUCGUUGGACGAUUUGACCACUCGGCAUAUUUAUGGGGAGACAGAGUUUGGGUUUUUGGGGGGCUCAGUGAAGAUAUGGACAAGAUUGGUGACAUAUGGUGGUUGGAUUUUAAGGGUAGCCCGGCUUUUGAAUCAGCACCCUCAUAUGGCUCUAUGGAUAGGCAUGCAGCUCUCAGUCGUUCGCCUCGACCUUCCUUCUCCAUGUCUCAGUCAGCUGUAGGCAGCUCAGGUUAUGCCGCAAAUUCAAGCAGCGCACAAGUCAAUCCACCUUCGUUCCAAUUAACUACUUCUCCUCCUCUUGCACCUGGUACAAUUUCCUCGUUAAAAUUUGUCUCCGGUCCCAAUAUACCAGCCCAAGGCUCAGGCAUGCAUUUCCAUGUUUAUACCAACGGAACUCUUCUCGAUUUUGUCACCCCUGCAGCAACUAUUACGCCACAAGAAUGUUCUUUGUCAUCUCUGGAAUUAGACACUUUGCGCUGGCAAAAGUUAGCAGAGGGUCGGGAUAUUUUUAGAUCUGGUUAUAGAUGGCAUUACUGCACCAUGAAUGACGAGGGUACAAAGGCUUGGCUUCUUGGUUGCCCAACAGAUCCAACAGCAACAGAUUUAGGUCCUGGUGGCUUCGAAGAAUAUCUCAGUGAUAUAAUGGAAAUUGAUCUUCGACGUUAUGGUUUACUCGGCAAUGGCUUAAAUCCCGAACCUCGAGAGGAGGCAUCACGAUUAUCAUCUUCUGGUAGGAUGAAAGUCGAAAUAUCAAAAGGACUUGGAAUGGACCUGGCCAAAGUUUUCAAUCAACCACCAGAAAGUGGUAGUGGAGCUGAUUUUAUAAUAACCGCAUCGAAAGAUGAUGAAUGGGAUGAGGAUGAUUCAAGCUCCAAAGGUUCCAUCAAUCAACUUCAGCAAAAUUGGUUGGCUCCUGAUGCCCCAACGUCUCCUCCAAUCCACGUUCACAAACUCAUCCUCCAAGCCAGAUGGCCCCACUUUGCACGCUUAUACAAUGCACAAAUGGCAGAAUUUCAUACAAAGAGGAUGCAUAUACCGGAACCGUAUACUGUUGUCAAGGCAUUUCUCUACUAUCUCUACACUGAUAGUAUUCAUCCAGAUGACUGCGCCGAAUUAGAUGAUGUUGCAGGACUUUUGGUCAUGUCAAACAUUUAUAAUAUUCCACAUCUUAGAUUGUUAUGUGUUAAUCGUUUGUCAAAGGAAUUAGAUGUUGAUCAUGCUUGUGUUAUUUGGCAUUCUGCUGGUAUUGCUAAUGAAGAAUGGUUACGCAGACGUGCUGCUAGCUUUUGCCUUACGCAUUGGGGAAGAGUUGUUCGAACGCCUGGAUUUUUGAGGCUACCACGUCAAGCAUUGGUCGAGUUAUCUCAGGAAAUCGACAUGGAAGGUCGAGUUGUAGGAGGUGAAGAGUUAGAAUAUGUUGGAGGACUAGGUGGUUCUCGUUUUGGUGUUGGUGGUAUGGUGCGAAAGACUAGUAUUAGUAGCAAUCAUACACAAGGAGUAGGCUCGGAAGUUGAUGACAAUGAAGAAAUGGAAAUGAAUUAA
This is a messenger RNA of Sclerotinia sclerotiorum 1980 UF-70, 2214 nucleotides long. RefSeq lists its product as hypothetical. Gene Ontology annotation, molecular function: protein binding. The record is from RefSeq and is a predicted model, not a curated record. Lineage: Eukaryota; Fungi; Ascomycota; Leotiomycetes; Helotiales; Sclerotiniaceae. The coding region runs from base 1 to 2214 and encodes 737 amino acids. The transcript has 5 exons.